AUGUACGGCGGAGUCAGCCAGCACGACGGGAAUGGCGGCGCCGCUAACGCGAACAACCAAUUCGACGGCGGCAGGUUUAUGCCCCCGCGGACCACCAGCACCCCGGAGGGUGGCAGCGUCAUCACGAGGACUCGCGGCUCGCAGGCGCUGCUCCCGCUCACCGUGAAGCAGAUCAUGGACGCGUCCCAGACCAACGACGGUUUUGCUGUCAAUGGCACAGAGGUAGCAACGGUUAGGCUUGUAGGACGCAUGUUGAAUAAGAAGCAGCAGGUCACAGAUGUAUCGUUUGUUCUUGAUGAUGGUACAGGCAGGAUAGAAAUGAAACGCUGGGACAACGAGACGUUUGACACUGAAGAAAUGAAGUUAGUCAAGGACGGUGACUAUGUUAUUGUGAUUGGUGGUCUGAAAGACUUCCAAGGGAAGCGUCAAGUGACUGCUUUUUCUGUGCGGCUUGUUACCAACUACAAUGAUAUAACACAUCACUUUCUGCACUGCAUUUAUGUGCAUUUGGAUCUCGCAAGGCCUAAGAGGUCUUUGUCGCAGCCCCAAGUAAUUGCUAAUACAUCAACCCGGAACCAAGCUCCACACACUAGUAAUCAGGCCCCAACAUCGUCUGCAUCUAGAAAUACUGCCAGCAGAGACUUAUCCGAUUUGGUCAUGAGUGUUUUUCUUGACCCAGUACUUGGAAACCUGGAGCAUGGAGUAAGUCUUGAUCAGGUCGCGAGUCGUCUCAAUCUAUCACUUGGACAGACCAGGUCGACUGUUCUAGAUCUCGUUGAUCUUGGCAACCUUUAUGCAACUAUCGAUGACGACCAUUACAAGUCUACCAUGAAUGGUUGAAUAUGUUUGGAUCCACACACGUAAGCAUUAGGCUCCCCUGCGGAGCUAUGAAGAUAAUAAGCACUCUGCAAGCCUUGUUUUUGCAGCGUGCCUCAAUGGUCCCUUAGACAGUUGCAAGGAGAUCAACUUAACAGCUAGGUUAAGUUGCGUACUUGCGCCCUAUGUCCACGGACAUGAGUAGGUUAAAUCUCUAGGUGGUUCGCUUGUUUUUGCUACAGCAGUACCUCCAGCACAUAUGUGACCUGCAAUUAA
This is a messenger RNA of Lolium perenne, 1092 nucleotides long. RefSeq names its product replication protein A 32 kDa subunit B. The record is from RefSeq and is a predicted model, not a curated record. Gene Ontology annotation, cellular component: site of double-strand break; nucleus; chromosome, telomeric region. NCBI's taxonomy places the organism in Eukaryota, Viridiplantae, Streptophyta, Magnoliopsida, Poales, Poaceae. Gene Ontology annotation, biological process: DNA replication; double-strand break repair via homologous recombination; nucleotide-excision repair. Gene Ontology annotation, molecular function: single-stranded DNA binding.